AUGGCUCCCGCUGGGCCCCGUGCAGCCCUCGUUCUCCUGUCACUUCUGCUGCUGCUGCGCGCUAUUCUGACCGUGCCCCUGGAGCGGGGGGCGCCCAAGGAGGAGAAUCCCGCGACCGAAAGCCCUGACACAGGUCUGUACUACCACCGGUACCUCCAGGAAGUCAUCAACGUGCUGGAGACAGACGGGCACUUCCGGGAAAAGUUGCAGGCUGCCAAUGCUGAGGACAUCAAGAGCGGGAAGCUGAGCCGGGAGCUGGACUUCGUCAGCCACCAUGUCCGCACCAAACUGGAUGAACUCAAGCGGCAGGAGGUGUCAAGGCUGCGGAUGCUGCUCAAGGCCAAGAUGGACGCCCAGCAGGAGCCCAAUGUACAGUUGGAUCACCUGAGCCUCCUGAAGCAAUUUGAACACCUGGACCCUCAGAAUCAGCACACAUUUGAGGCCCGGGACCUGGAGCUGCUGAUCCAGACAGCCACCCGGGACCUUGCCCAGUACGACGCAGCCCAUCAUGAAGAGUUCAAGCGCUACGAGAUGCUCAAGGAACACGAAAGACGCCGUUAUCUGGAGUCCCUGGGAGAGGAGCAGCGAAAGGAGGCAGAGAGGAAGCUGGAAGAGCAACAGCGCCGGCACCGAGAACACCCCAAAGUCAAUGUGCCUGGCAGCCAAGCCCAGUUGAAGGAGGUAUGGGAGGAACUGGAUGGAUUGGACCCCAACAGGUUUAACCCCAAGACCUUCUUCAUACUGCAUGAUAUCAACAGUGAUGGUGUCCUGGAUGAGCAGGAGCUGGAGGCCCUCUUCACCAAGGAGCUGGAGAAGGUGUAUGACCCCAAGAAUGAGGAAGAUGACAUGCGGGAGAUGGAGGAGGAGCGGCUGCGCAUGCGGGAGCACGUGAUGAAGAAUGUGGACACCAACCAGGACCGCCUCGUGACCCUGGAGGAGUUCCUUGUAUCCACGCAGAGGAAGGAGUUCGGGGACACCGGGGAGGGCUGGGAGACAGUGGAGAUGCACCCUGCCUACACGGAGGACGAGCUGAGGCGCUUUGAGGAGGAGCUGGUUGCCCGGGAGGCAGAGCUCAAUGCCAAGGCCCAGCGCCUCAGCCAGGAAACCGAGGCUCUGGGGCGCUCCCAGGGCCGCCUGGAGGCCCAGAAGAGAGAGCUGCAGCAGGCUGUUCUGCAAAUGGAACAGAGGAAACAGCAGCAGCAAGUCCACAACAACCCAGCACCCGGCCCCGAGGGACAGCUCAAGUUCCACCCAGACACAGAUGAUGCACCUGUCCCAGCUCCAGCUGGUGACCAGAAGGAUGUGGAUCCUUCAGAAAAGAAAGUUCCAGAACAGACCCCCAAGCUGCCCCAGCUGGAGUCACAGCACCUGUGA
Messenger RNA from Lipotes vexillifer (Yangtze River dolphin), 1374 nucleotides. RefSeq names its product nucleobindin 1 (gene NUCB1). The record is from RefSeq and is a predicted model, not a curated record. Bases 1 to 1374 code for a protein of 457 amino acids. Gene Ontology annotation, molecular function: calcium ion binding. NCBI's taxonomy places the organism in Eukaryota, Metazoa, Chordata, Mammalia, Artiodactyla, Lipotidae. The transcript is spliced from 12 exons. Gene Ontology annotation, cellular component: extracellular exosome; endoplasmic reticulum-Golgi intermediate compartment.